Molecule: messenger RNA, 4423 nt
Organism: Solea senegalensis (Senegalese sole)
Lineage: Eukaryota; Metazoa; Chordata; Actinopteri; Pleuronectiformes; Soleidae
Gene: pomgnt2
Product: protein O-linked mannose N-acetylglucosaminyltransferase 2 (beta 1,4-)
Exons: 2
Coding region: 412-2220 (602 amino acids)
Biological process (GO): protein O-linked glycosylation via mannose
Cellular component (GO): endoplasmic reticulum
Molecular function (GO): protein O-acetylglucosaminyltransferase activity; protein binding
Source: RefSeq, a predicted model, not a curated record
GGUUGGCUGUGACCGGACCCAGCAAAUGCGAAGCGGUUCCGCUGCUCCGUGAAACGCUGUUCUGAGGCUCUAAUAGCCCGAUAGCUCGCACACAACACCGCCGAGUCCCGGCUGAACCGUGGCGUGGAGCUUUUCAUGAGUGAACACGCCCGUGUGUUUUAUCACACAGUCCCGCCACAGUCCGCAGCUGUCCCCUCUUCUUGUGUCCUCUGUUUCUUCUGUUCAGCAGCGUCUCUGCAGCAGCUGCUGCUUCAGUGAGCUAACGUCUCAACUGUCUUCAAAGACGACACAACAUUGUCCAAGAGAACUGAGUCCUUCCUGGUGGCAGAUGUCUCGUUGCUCCCCUCAGAGGUCAGAGACCACUUGGAGUCAGGAGGCGGGGCUUCAGCAGCAGAGACGGCAGUAGCAGUGAUGCGGGCUUCGGUGUCAGGCUGCAGGAUGAGCAUUGGUGCGCUGCUUAACGGGCUGCUGGUGUCAGUGGUUGCAGCUCUGCUCUGGAAGUAUUCCCAGCUGAGUGAGCAUGCUGCCCUCCUGGAAGAAGAGCUGCACAUGACCAGACAGUCCCAGGAGUUCUCCCAAGCCCACAUUGAUUACCAUGUUGCCCUGCAGGCUCUCCAGGAACAUGGAACCCACAUGGUCUGCACUGGAAAGAUGCACACUGACCGCAUCUGCCGCUUCGACUACCUCUGCUACUGCUCCGAGGCCGACGAGUUCAUAUUCUUCCACUCAAAUUCCUCUGUCAUGUUGCCUAACCUGGGGUCUAGACGCUUCCAACCUGCCCUGCUGGACUUGUCGUCAGUUGAGGAUCACAACACUCAAUACUUUAACUUUUUAGAGCUCCCAGCUGCCGCUUUAAAAUUCAUGCCCAAGCCUGUAUUUGUACCAGAUGUGACGCUGAUCUUUAACAGGUUUAAUCCUGAUAACCUGAUGCAUGUGUUCCAUGAUGACCUACUCCCAGUCUUCUAUACCAUGAAGCAGUAUUCAGACUUGGACGACGAGGCUCGUCUGGUGUUUAUGGAGGGCUGGGGUGAAGGUCCGCACUUUGACCUGUACCGGCUUCUCAGCAGCAAGCAGCCACUACUCAAAGAACAGCUCAGAAACUUUGGCAAGCUAAUGUGUUUUACCAAAUCGUACAUUGGCUUGUCCAAGAUGACCACCUGGUACCAGUACGGCUUUGUCCAACCGCAGGGGCCGAAAGCCAACAUUUUGGUUUCAGGGAACGAGAUCCGGCAGUUUGCUCGGUCCCUGAUGGAGAAAAUGAACAUAACCACAGUGGAGGAGGCCGAGAAAGAUGGAGGGAGUGCUGAAAAUGAGAAGGAAAAAGACAAAAAGGAUGAUUACGUUGUUGUGUUCAGUCGUUCGACAACAAGGCUCAUACUUAAUGAAGCAGAGCUAAUAAUGGCACUGGCCCAGGAGCUCCAGAUGAGAGUGGUCACAGUGUCCCUGGAGGAGCAGUCUUUUCCCAGUAUUGUCCAGGUGAUCAGUGGUGCCUCCAUUUUAGUCAGCAUGCAUGGAGCUCAGCUUAUCACAUCGCUCUUCCUCCCCAGGGGAGCCACUGUGGUGGAGCUGUUCCCAUUUGCUGUGAACCCAGAGCAGUACACACCGUACAAAACCCUUGCCUCCCUUCCUGGCAUGGACCUUCACUAUAUCUCGUGGAGGAACAUGAAGGAGGAAAACACCAUAACCCAUCCAGACAGACCCUGGGAGCAAGGAGGCAUUGUUCAUUUGGAGAAGGAGGAGCAGGAGAGAAUACUGGCCAGUAAGGAUGUUCCAAGGCACCUGUGUUGCCGCAACCCAGAGUGGCUCUUCAGGAUCUACCAGGACACUUUGGUUGACAUCCCUUCCCUCCUAGAAGUUCUCUUAGAGGCCAGAAAGACCAAGGCCAACUUUAAGAAAUCAAAGCCAGCCAGCACAGUUCACCCAGGCCGAGUCAGAGAACCCCAAUGUCAGACCUCAGUACAAACAAGGAAUGAGGCGAAACUCACAGUCUCCUGGCAGAUUCCCUGGAAUCUCAAAUACCUGAAGGUAAGAGAGGUGAAGUACGAGGUGUGGAUCCAGGAGCAAGGAGAGAACACCUACAUGCCUUACAUCCUUCCCCAGCAGAACUACACUUUCUCAGAGAACAUUAAGCCUUUCACUACCUACCUGGUGUGGGUCCGGUGUAUCUUCAACAAGAACCUCCUGGGACCAUUUGCAGAUGUUCUCAUGUGUAAAACCUAAAACAGAAGCACUGCCAGUUUGUUGCUGUUGAGUUUCACACUAAAGGUUGAGCUGCGGUUAUUCCAGACAAUCAGAUUUGAUCAGUGGCCUGCUGGAAUACAGUUAGUCCAGAGGAGGUUCGGAGAAGGUUCUGUCUUGUUGUUAUAGAUGUACAUGGAGGCUGUUGAACUCUAAAGAGAAGUGUGUUCUUACUCUGCACAGAGAACACGGCGACUGACAGACGACUGAACUAGAUGGCAACAGCCAUUAAUGAGUGGAACAAUUCGCGUCCCUACGAAAGAAAGUGCUAAACCACGUCAAACCAGAAUCAUAUUUAUUUAUGUGCAAAAUAAUAUAUAACUUUUUUUUUCUUUUUUUUUAAGUAUUAGUCAAAAACACUGACUCUUUAACUUUUACAGUAUGCAAUGUAGCUUUUCUGUGGAGAGCGAGAGAUUUUAGAAUAGAAGGGAUUUUUGUAAUUGUCCAGUGUCACAUGUGUGUUGUUUGGCUUACGUUUCCUACCUAAUAUUAAACGACAUGCAGCAUUAUUUUCAGAACUCAGCCAAUGCCAAAGCAGCUUUUACAACAUUGUUUCUGCCUGUUUGACGUCAUUCUUGCCAUUCGACAUGAUCAGUCAGUAGUUGGGAAAACCUGUUUUUUAAAAUUGUUGUGAAGGAUUUGUAGAGAACAAGAGUUUCUUAAAAGGAUAGUUUACGUUUUUUGAUGUAGGAGGUACUCGACACAUAGUGGGUGUCUUGCAUACAACUGACUGCUGUGCCCUCAAUAGACUCUCAUUCGUUAUAGACGUCUUACUCUACCAAAGUCCAUAGAGAAAAUCAUUGAAAAUUUCAGGUAUGUGUCACUUGGCUAAAUUCAAGUAUUUCAAAAUCAUAUUCAGUGAUUUACUGACGGAGGCAGGAGUGGAUCAACAGCUCCUCUCCGCCCUAAUGUGAAAAAAUAAUAAUAAUUUUCUCUAUUCACCUUGGUACAGGGGAGAGAGAAGUUUACAAAGUGACACAAACUUCACUUUCCUGUUGGAAAAGACUUUCUUCUGGUCCAACUAAGGGGCAAACAUUCUUUAAGUGGUGUACAAUUAAGCUGUCUCAGACCUGGUUCACACCAGACACUUUUUAAAGUUGAGCGUUCAUGUUAACGGAUGACAGUGUUCAUGUCUCAGGCUGCUUUUGAGUUUUCUGCAAAAAGAGACCUAAAAAAUAUCUAUGUCAAGUGAUAUUGACAUUCUAAAAGCAUGAUUACGUAACGUUGACACCACACAUGUCGUUUUAGUGUCUAGACUGAAUCUGAAAAACAUAAAUAUAUCUUUUAAACUAUUUUAGCACCAGUGAAGAUUCUCUCUCUCUCUCUCUCUCUCUCUCUCUCUCUCUCUCUCUCUCUCUCUCCGUCUCCCUGCAUCUGAGGAAACAAGUGAUGUUUUCUGUCAGAGAUGAAUCAGACGGUGAAGUCAUCAUCAUAUUCGCAGACGAGACACAGAGCGAGACCGAAAUGCAGCAGACAAACGGCGCGGUGUGAACGCGACAGCGGCGCACGAGCCUGGUAUCCAGUGAGCCUUUAUUUUCGUAGCAGUUCCAUGAGCAGGUAGAGUGCAGAGCGCAGUCAGUUGUAUGUGAAACAAACAAUGGAUCAUUACCACAUUCAUGCACACUUCUGCAAAAGUAUCCCUUUAUUCUCCCUCUAAUCAAUGUUUUGGUUCUGUUUUGUGUAAAAAAAUGAAGAAAAAUGUGUUGUAAAUACGUACUAACGGGCGCUAAUUACCAGUGCGGUGGUUAUUAUUUACCAUGGAGACUGAAUCGGUCACACUAACCUACAAUUAUUAUUAUUAUUAUUAUUAUUAUUGUUAUUAUAAUAAAGACCAGUCCUUCCUGUAAAGCAGAAUAGGUAUUGCAGUUUGUGUUUACUUUCCUAAUAAUUAAUAUUUUCCUGGAUUUUGCUUGAAAUAGGGCUGCACAAUGAAAUUCAAGCAUUAUCACUGCAGCACAACCUAAAAUUAGGGUUACAACUUGAAUCUUUUGGUUAUUUUCUUGAUUAGUCGUUUGUUUCUGUUUCCUUGUCUUGUUUCACCGACAGACUGAAGACGUUUUGUUUUCUGUCAGAAUAUAUUCACAUUUAAACAGCAGAAGUCACAGAACUUAAUAAUAGAUUCUGUCCUUGUCACACGAGUGCGUUGUUGUGAGCGACAAGCAAAAAUAAACUACCAGUCACAUUA